CAAUUGUUCAAUGUUCAUCGGUGUGAUUUAUUAUAAAGAAAGAUACAGUUUCCAUUUUAAUAAAUAAAUAUAUAUUUGAUGAAUAAAACUACCUGUUUUUAGCCAUGUCUUGGUUAUUCGGAUACAGCCGGCCUCAGCAGCCGCCUACUGAUGAGCCUCCAGCAGAAGGUGGUGGCUCCACCGCCGCUCCAGUUAACCUCACUAAAGCUGAAAAGAAAGCCAUGGAAUCAUAUAGAUUUGAUUCAAGCGCUCUGGAGAGAGCUGCACAGGCUGCCCGGGAGUUAGAAAGAUCAAGACAUGCUAAAGAUGCAUUGGAACUCAGUAAGUUGCAAGAGAGUACUCGUCAGCAAGAGCAAAUGGCUAAGAUAAAGGAAUAUGAAGCAGCCAUUGAACAGGCCAAAGUAGAUCAGAAGAGAGUUGAUUAUGAAGAAAGACGGAAGACACUACAGGAAGAAACAAAACAGCACCAAAUGCGUGCUCAGUAUCAAGACCAAUUAGCAAAGACACGCUAUGAAGAACAAUUAGUCCAGCAUCAAAGAAAUCAGGAUGAGAUACUAAAAAAGCAAGAAGAGAGUGUAGCAAAACAAGAGGCAAUGCGUCGUGCUACUGUUGAGCAUGAAAUGGAAUUGCGUGAGAAAAACAAACUCAAAGCAAUAGAGGCAGAGGCCAGGGCUCGCGCUAAAGCUGAUAGAGAGAACAGAGAUAUCACACUGGAACAAAUUAAACUGAAAGCUGCUGAAAAUAGGACAACUAUAUUGGAAAGUAUACAGACAGCAGGUAGCGUCAUAGGAACAGGUUUAAAUGCACUUGUCACAGACUGGGACAAGACACUGGCAGCAGCUGGAGGUUUGUCCUUGGUCGCUCUUGGUGUUUACACUGCUAAAGGGGCAACAUCUGUGACUGCUCGUUUCAUUGAAGCUAGGAUCGGUAAGCCUACAUUAGUGAAUGAGACAUCAAGAUUUUCUCUAUUAGAAGCGGUUAAGCAUCCCAUCCUCACGAUAUCACGUGCCAUCGCGAAUUUCCGUAAACCAUCUGACGCAUUAGCAGGUGUAGUGUUAGCGCCUACAUUAGAGAAACGUCUCAGAGAUAUUGCUAUAGCAACAAAGAAUACCAAAGUAAAUAAAGGGUUCUACAGAAAUCUGCUUAUGUAUGGGCCACCUGGUACUGGGAAAACUUUAUUCUCAAAGAAAUUAGCAAAGCAUUCUGGUAUGGAUUAUGCGAUAAUGACUGGUGGAGAUGUUGCUCCAAUGGGCAAACAUGCCGUAGCUGCAAUACAUAAGAUGUUUGACUGGGCCAACACUAGUAGAAAAGGUGUCUUGCUCUUUAUUGACGAAGCCGACGCGUUCCUUCAUAAAAGAUCUUCUGCGCAAAUAAGUGAAGAUUUGCGAGCAGCUCUAAACGCUUUUCUGUACCGAACUUCUGACCAAAGUAGUCGCAUCAUGUUGGUACUAGCCUCUAAUACACCACAACAAUUUGAUUCUGCUAUCAAUGACAGAUUGGAUAAGAUGAUAGAGUUUGGUCUACCUGGUCUUGAGGAGAGAGAACGUUUGAUUAGGCUAUACUUUGAUAAGUUUGUACUGCAACCAGCAUCAGAAGGCAAGAGACGUCUCAAUGUUGAACACUUUGACUAUGGUGCUCUAUGUGCUAAGCUAGCAAAAAGAACAGCUGGUAUGUCUGGUCGAGCAUUAUCUAAACUAGGCGUGGCAUGGCAAGCGGCCGCCUAUGCUUCCGAUGAUGGAAGACUUACAGAGAAAAUGUGCAUAGACAUCUGUGAUGAUGCUGUCCAGGAUCACAGACAAAAAAUGGAAUGGCUGUCAGCUGAAGAGAAAACACGGAGUAUGAUGCCAUAUCUUUUAGAUUUGCCACCUCUAGACAAACCUGAAGAAAAUAUUCACCAGGCAACAAUUAAAGAGCUACCAGAAACCAAAGAGGAACCUAAAAUCAAGUCGCCCAACAGAAAGAUCAAGGAAGACUUGGAAAAGUGACAUCUAAAAACAGAUGAUGAUCCUGUAGCUAUGCAAAAGACACAUUCUGAAAAUAUAAAUAAAAAAUGUGAUAACAAACAGUGGAAUAAUGAGUUUAGGGUAUCAAAAUUGCAAGCACAUAUUAUGUUAUCUUACCAUGACUUUAACAAAUUGUGUCAAUUGUCAGUGAAAGUGAAAAGAAUCAAAAACUAGAAGUAAUUUAAUAAUUUCUUGGGAAUACCCAAUGAUAAAAUUACAAAACUCAUUUGUCAUUUGUAAUGUACUGGUAUGCUGUAAGCCACUGUUUAAUAUAAAGCUUUUAAUAAUCUACAUUCUAUACAAUAUGGAUAAGAAAUUGUUUCUAUUGUAAAAAAUGAUCUAAAAUACUAGACUUUAUUUGUUUAUAACUAUUGUAACGGAAUUACAUAUAUAUUUUUGCUAAUAUAACUCAAACAUACAUUAACAAACACAUUAAACCUUGUAGAAUAUUUCUCCCUUAUAUAACAACUGUAAUUAGCAUCAUAGUUAUAAGUUUCAAUUUUAUUUUACAUUAUGUAUUUUCUCUUUGGAGAUUUUACAUAUUCUAAAGUUUUUUUUUUUGUAAAAGGAGUUCGAUUGUGUUGUCUGAUUAUUUAGAUUGAAUUAAAUGAGAAGAAUUUCCAUUUUUAUCAUAUUGCACAGCAUUUACUCAUAAAUUUUUCAAUGCGUCGACAUAACCUCUUGGUUAUUUAAGCAUUGUUAAUAAAUAUUACAAAUUUUAUAUGUAUUCCUAUUGUGCGUGAAAAUGAUGUACAAAAGAUUAGAAAAAGCACAGUUAUAAGUAAAACAGAAUGGCACAAACUGGUAAUGUAAAUGCACUUGUAGUGUAUGAUUUUAAUAUUUAUAAAAAUGUCAAGUUUCAUGUCAGAAACUAAGCAAUUGCCAUUUUAUUUUUCAAAAUUACUCUUAUUAGUAUUGGCUUUUUCAUAGCGGUUGAUUGCUUAAUACUAGAUAUAGAUUGAUUAUUAUUGAUGGCGAAAUUUUUAAUAUACAUUGUUUAUCACACAAAGUGCAUUAAAUUUUUCUCAAAACUAUGUAACUAAUAGUCAAGGAACAUAAAAUAUAAUAUGUUAUUUGAAAUGUGAACGAUAUUAAUGAGUUUGUAUGAUACUCUUAAAAAAUACAUAGAAUAUAACUUUUUGAAACGUCUUCAAAUAAAAUGUACUUUUAAGAAAUUGAAACUACUUACUGCAGCAUUUAAUAAAUAGAUGGUUAUGGAUGUGUUGUCUAAUAGAGGAAUAAAAUAUAUAGUUGUAAGUUGUUAUAUUGAAGAUAAAUUGUUUUAAAAUGGUUAUUUCUUAAUUGCAAUGUAUAAAGUUGUUUGCUUAAACCUUGUAUGAAGUGUUAAUAGAACUAGUUAAAAUUA
Nymphalis io (European peacock) is the source of this 3369-nucleotide messenger RNA. It is a transcript of the gene bor, whose product is annotated as ATPase family AAA domain-containing protein 3A homolog. The record is from RefSeq and is a predicted model, not a curated record. Bases 105 to 1985 code for a protein of 626 amino acids. Gene Ontology annotation, molecular function: ATP hydrolysis activity; ATP binding; zinc ion binding. Lineage: Eukaryota; Metazoa; Arthropoda; Insecta; Lepidoptera; Nymphalidae. Gene Ontology annotation, biological process: mitochondrion organization. Gene Ontology annotation, cellular component: mitochondrion. The transcript has 10 exons.